Messenger RNA from Staurois parvus, 291 nucleotides. The record is from the annotation of a GenBank genome assembly. Lineage: Eukaryota; Metazoa; Chordata; Amphibia; Anura; Ranidae.
CUGCUCUAGGAGGAUGCAGAACCCCUGACCUCUGUCUGUACAGUGCUGAUUGGCCCUGUGCUGAUCACAUGCACUCUCCCAAAAAAAAAACAACUCUCCAAUACACACCAAACUUAGCAUGUGCAGUGUCUCCAUAUGAUAUGUCUUAUCAGGAGAUUAGAGGGGGCACUGGAAGAAAGGUCAAACAACAUUUUUAGACAAUAGAGAGGAUUAACCCCUUAGGUUUCACAGUGAGUAUAUCAAGCAUGCUUUUACUGUAUAUACAGACUGAUUUUACUGUUGUGGGUUUAG